AGAACCUUGUCAAAACAUCACCAUUUGUCUUGCUCUUUAAAUCUGUUGGUGGCACCUGAAAUUAGCCGAGAAACCGAAAAACUUAAUUGCAGGAAGGGAAUGUUAUUAAUUUUCAGUGAAACAAAGAAAUGAAAUAUAUUCAUGUCAAUUCAUCAUCACACCAACUAUUGAUCUUGUAUUAAUUCUAGUGCUCGGUUCUUGUCGAAAGAUGAACACUUUAUAGCAAAUCCAAGAUUACUCAUUUCAAAUUUGGGAUUAUUUUUGCUUUCUAUUGAGAAUUUUGCGAUAGUAUUGGGGACUUAGGCAAAUGGGUUGGAGAUAUAAAGCUGGGUUGGGAUUGAUUGGCACAGUUGUGUUCAUAUGGGUUACUUCUGCAGAGGUCACUCAGAAUAUCUUUGAAAAGUACAAACAGCCAUUUGCACUAACAUAUCUUGGAGUGUCUCUUAUGGUAGUCUAUCUACCCAUAGCGCUUGUAAAGGAUUGGUUCUGUAGCUUGUUCCAGACCAACUUGUUAAGGAAUUUCUACAGAGGGGACUCUUCUUCUGGACUUACUAUACCUCUUAGAAUCAAUGAUGUGCACCAAGGCCCAGAAACCGACACCGGUUGCUGCCUAAUCACUGACAAGGAUCUCAGUGAAAGGGAGGAGGGUUGGCCUGUGACUGUGAAGAAAGGGGAAAAAGAUCCUCCUUUGCUCCAACCGUAUUGCGAACCUAGUUCAUGGGAAGUUGCCAAGUAUGGUUUAUAUCUUGCUCCAAUCUGGUUUAUAACAGAGUAUCUAUCAAACUCGGCUUUAGCAAACACAAGUGUUGCAAGUACAACUGUCUUAACUUCUACUUCGGCGCUCUUUACUCUUUUCUUUGGAGCUAUUCUUGGCCAGGACUCCAUCAAUACUGCAAAGUUGGUUGCUGUUUUUAUCAGCAUGGCUGGUGUUGCCAUGACCACAGUUGGAAAAACUUGGGCUGCAGAUGAAGCAUUGAGCAUCUCUGAGACAAGAAGACAUUCCAUCAAAGGGGACAUACUUGGUCUUUUCUCCGCAAUACUGUAUGGCUUAUUCACAGUGCUGCUCAAGAAAUGUGCUGGAUCAGAAGGCGAGAAAGUUGAUAUGCAAAAAGUCUUUGGUUACAUUGGUCUCUUUACUCUUUUAGGGCUUUGGUGGCUUUUGUGGCCAUUACAUGCUGUGGGGAUUGAACCGACAUUCAACUUUCCACAUUCAACUUUCAUUUAUGAAGUUGUGCUAUUAAAUGGCGUUGUGGGAAGUGUUCUGUCAGAUUACUUUUGGGCACUUUCUGUAGUUUGGACUACUCCACUGGUUGCAACAUUGGGCAUGUCAUUGACAAUACCUCUUGCAAUGGUAGCGGAUAUGGUUAUACACGGGCGUCACUACUCGGCAAUCUACAUCUUGGGAUGCAUUCAGGUUUUUGCAGGUUUUGUUAUAGCCAACAUUUCGGACAAAAUUUCGGUCAAGCGGGAGUUGUAGCAGCUCUGUACUGGUUUUGACAAGCAGCAUAAUCUUGUGAAUUGGGAGUGUUACGGUUACAGUUACACGAAUCUUUGAAGAGUGAACUUUAUCUUCCCCGUUUAUAAUGUGCAGAUAAAUACUACUGUUAGGAUGCUCGUUAAGAGCUCCUCCUCUUUAUUAAGGUAGUUUCCUAUGGAAUUUCAUCUGAAUGGUGGAAUAAAUUGCAAGAUCAUGAUUCUCAACUUAAUAUGUAGAUCAUGUCCUUUUUGUUAAUUAAAUUUCUACAUCUUGGAUCCA
This is a messenger RNA of Jatropha curcas, 1756 nucleotides long. RefSeq names its product thiamine-repressible mitochondrial transport protein THI74. Gene Ontology annotation, cellular component: membrane. NCBI's taxonomy places the organism in Eukaryota, Viridiplantae, Streptophyta, Magnoliopsida, Malpighiales, Euphorbiaceae. The record is from RefSeq and is a predicted model, not a curated record.